This is a messenger RNA of Tupaia belangeri chinensis (Chinese tree shrew), 567 nucleotides long. It is a transcript of the gene S100A5, whose product is annotated as S100 calcium binding protein A5. Bases 140 to 421 code for a protein of 93 amino acids. NCBI's taxonomy places the organism in Eukaryota, Metazoa, Chordata, Mammalia, Scandentia, Tupaiidae. Gene Ontology annotation, cellular component: nucleus. Gene Ontology annotation, molecular function: calcium-dependent protein binding; calcium ion binding; transition metal ion binding. The transcript is spliced from 3 exons. The record is from RefSeq and is a predicted model, not a curated record.
AAUCCUGAGCCUUCCUCUGCUCCACCAUCUGUCAUGAGUUCUCUGGGGGAAUCAUCUUGUCUUCUCUCUGUCUUCAGCUUCUUUUUCAACGUUUCCUGAGCAGAAGGGUCUGCUGUCUUUUGGGGAUCUGCACAUCGUGAUGGAGACGCCUCUUGAGAAGGCCCUGACCACUAUGGUCACCACUUUCCACAAAUAUUCGGGAAGAGAGGGUAGCAAACUGACCCUGAGCAGGAGGGAGCUGAAGGAGCUCAUCAAGAAGGAGCUAUGUCUUGGGGAGAAGAUGAAGGAGAGCAGCAUUGAUGACCUGAUGAAGAACCUGGACAAAAACAGUGACCAGGAGAUCGACUUCAAGGAGUACUCGGUGUUCCUGACCACGCUGUGCAUGGCUUACAACGACUUCUUCCUGGAGGACAGCAAGUGACUGGCUUCCCUCUCCCCUCACUGUCCUCCCCUUGCCCCUAGCCCCUGCAGCUCCUGUCACACAGGCUCUUCAACUCCCUGCCCUCCUUUCCCUCCCUGAUGGGCCUUUCCAGUAGAGGAAAUAAAGAUUUUCCAUCCAGGUGUUCA